AUGUACAACGGAGUACCACGAGCAGUAGCCGAUCUUUGUGAGAAUGAUGAUCUUGCUACAAUGAUCACUGUCGAUAGUGUAUUUGGAUUUACAACACAUAAGAUGAAUAUUCGUUUUCGACCCAAUCGUCGUUUAACGCCGCAAUGGAAACUAGCCGUUGAACAGUUUCAAGAACAUACUGAUUAUCAACGAUGUUUCGAUGAAGUUACUUCAAUUGGAACAUGGUAUGAUCAAUUACUUGCACGAAAAAGUCCAACUCAGUUAACAGCAUUCAAAGAACAUAUGUAUCGUUUUCUUCAUUUGUUCAAUAAAAAUUCUGGUGUUACACUUGAACCAUGUUAUCGUUAUUCAACAGAGAAAUGUGGAGGAAAAGUAGUAGCAACGAAAGCAUGGGCAGUACAUGAUAAAAUUGAAAUGUUGAUUGGUUGUAUAGCUGAAUUAAGUCCUGACGAAGAACAAGCAUUUCUUAAACCUGGUGUAAAUGAUUUUUCUGUCAUGUAUUCUUGUCGUAAAAAGUGUUCACAGUUAUGGCUAGGGCCUGCUGCGUAUAUCAAUCAUGACUGUCGUGCAAAUUGUAAAUUUGUGGCCACAGGUUUAAGUUCGGCUUACAUUCAUGUGCUUCGUCCAAUUGAAAUUGGUGAUGAAAUUACUUGUUGUUAUGGUUCGGAUUUUUUCGGAGACAGCAACUCACUCUGUGAAUGUCGUAGCUGUGAAACACUUAGUAAUGGUGCAUUUGCUCAAACAAAUUCAUCAAUACCAAAAUUAUUAACAACUAGUGAUAUUACUACUACAGAAAUAGUAGCAUCAUCUAUUAAUAAUGAGAAAUUAAUCAAUAAAAAUAUAAUUGUUUCUACUCGUUUACGUCAAACUGAUAAACGUCUUCGUAAAAUUCAUUCAGCUAACAGUAUGAAUUCAAUGCAAGAACAAAAAAAAGCUACAGAAGUCGACAAAGUUACAGUACAUGAAAAACAAUCACUAGUAAUUUAUCGUAAUAAAAAUGGUCAAUUUUCUUCUCCAUCAGAGAGAAUAAGUUUAAAUAAUACGACAAUUACAAACACUUCAACAACGUCAACUUCUUCUCAUCAAGAUAUUCGAUAUAAAUCUCAUAAGAAAAAAAUAUCGAUUCGAAAGAAAAAAACAGAUAAUACUAUUACUACAUUUUCAUCUCAAUUGUCAUCAUCUUUUGGUCUAUUACCACUGAAUAGAAGAAUACCACGUCGACGACCAAGUAGUUCACAUUCAUCUUCAUCAAAGUCAUAUGUUGUUAUGACUCGAUAUCAACCAAAAAUCACAAUUACUUCUUCUGAUUCAGCAUUUUUUUCGGACGGUACAAACUCAAAUUCACAAUCAUCAACAGUACCAAUGAAACAAACUAGAAAAACAAUAUCUCAUUUACAAACAACAACAACAACGAUGCAUUCACCUUCAUCUCGUCUUCUUUCGCCAGCGUCAUCUACUUCAUCAUCAUCAUCAUCAUCAUCAUCAUCAUCUUCGAUAUCAUCUUCACCGCGAACAUAUCCUAGUGGUCGUAAACGAACUUCUUCUCAAUAUUCAUCAUCAUCUGCUUCGUUAACAACAACCGUGCAUUCAAAUAAUCCUAAUUUUCUUAUGUGGCGCCCAACUAUUCGUUCUAGUCGUCAUUCAAGUACUUCUUCUAUUAGUUCAUCAUCAACAACAGCUGAUAGUGAAAAACAUUACAUUAAUACAAAUACUAAUAAUGACAACAAUAAUAAUAAUAAUAAUAAUAAUAAUGAUACUAAUGAAAGUAAAAAUCAAAUAUCUCAACGCCCAGCUCUCCCAAAAUUAACGAUUCGCAUGAGACCCGAUCCUAUUUUAUUGAAUGAACUUGGCAAAAUGAAAUCGUCGAAGUCAUCUCUUGUUACCAUAAAAAUUGACAAUGGAAAACGAUCAUUAAAAGAAACAUCGACUAAUGCAACAGAAUCAUUACGUUCAAGUAAACGUCGAAAAAUAUAA
Molecule: messenger RNA, 1974 nt
Organism: Rotaria socialis
Lineage: Eukaryota; Metazoa; Rotifera; Eurotatoria; Philodinida; Philodinidae
Source: the annotation of a GenBank genome assembly